UCGGGGGCCGGCGGCGGCGUUGCUCCCGCGUCACAGCGCCGGGCACGGCGGGGAGAUGCGGCUCCUGGCGCUGGCGGCGGCCGUGCUGCUGGCGCGGGCUCCAGUCCCGGAGGUCUCUGGAGCUCUCAAUGUCACCGUGUCCCCGGGACCUGUGGUCGACUACCUGGAGGGGGAGAAUGCCACACUUCUCUGCCACGUCUCCCAGAAGAGGCGGAAGGACAGCUUGCUGGCCGUGCGUUGGUUCUUUGCCCGCCCGGACGCACAGGAGGCCCUGAUGGUCAAGAUGACCAAGCUCCGGGUGGUGCAAUACUAUGGGAAUUUCAGCCGCAGCACCUACCGGCAGAGGCUGCGCCUCCUUGAGAAGCGGCGCGGGGUGCUCUACACGCUCUCCGUCUUGACCCUCCAGCCAGCAGAUCAAGGGCGUUAUGUCUGCAAAGUCCAGGAAAUCAGCAAGCACAGGAAUAAGUGGACGGCUUGGUCCAACGGCUCCUCAGCGACGGAAGUGAGAGUGAUUUCCCUCAAAGCUUCUGAAGAUUCAUCCUUUGAGAAAAAGAAACAGACCUGGGCAUUUUUUGAAGACCUCUACGUGUAUGCCGUGCUCGUGUGCUGUGUGGGGAUCCUCAGCGUUCUGCUCUUCACCCUGGCCAUCAUCUGUCAGUCUGUGUUUAGCAAGAGGAAAUCCAGAGUGAGACACUAUUUGGUGAAAUGCCCUCAGAACAGCUCAGGGGAGACUGUCACCAGUGUGACCAGCUUGGCCCCAUUGCACCCCAAGAAGGGCAAGAGGCGGAAGGAGAAAGCGGACGUUCCUCCCGCAGUCCCUGCCAAAGCUCCCAUCGCCGCCACAUUCCAUAAACCAAAGCUGCUGAAGCCGCAAAGGAAAGUCGCCCUGCCAAAGAUUGCCGAGGAGAACUUGACCUAUGCUGAGCUGGAGCUGAUCAAGCCCCACCAGGCUGCCAAGGGCAUCCCCACCAGCACCGUCUACGCCCAGAUCCUCUUUGAGGAGAACAAGCUGUAACUCUGUGUCGUAUUUAAUAUCCACCACCCCAGUUAUUUAUGAAACCUUGGAUACAAAGUCCUUAUUUUUGUAUUUUCACUUGUGCCUUCUGUGUGGUGGAAGCCCCUUUGCAAUGGCAUUCUAGGUGCCUUCAGAGAGGCGUGAGGCUCCUCUCUGCAAACGAGCAAGGGCCGCAGCCCUUGGACAAAUCUCCCUGGACAAGAUUUUCUGGGUCUGAGCCCUGAGGGGUGAGGACUCUGACCAUCCAAGGAGAUUUUCUGCUGAGCCACACCCCUUCAUGUUUUCUUCUUGUUUCUCUGGGUUUGUUUGUUUGUUUGUUUUAUCUGAAUUUUAAUCUUCUGCUCUUCCUGUAUCUGUGAUAUCGAGCUCAUCGCAUAUAGCUAGGAAAUGCCAUUAUAAGCCCAAGUGUGAGAUGGUAGAUAUGUACUAAUUGGUUUUCAAAGGAUCAGAUAACAUUGCCAGGGCACCCAGAGCAGUGCAAAGUGCUUAUUGCAAGCAGUUACUCAAGAUAGCAUCUCUUGUUUUAAAUAGAUGCACUGAUCCUGGUGAUUCAAGGGCAGAGAGACAGAUUGUGGGGCAAUCUGAGGUCUAAGCUGACAGUGAACUGUCUGGAUACCCCAGUGCCUGCUUCCCUACCCAUUACCACCUGGAUGAGUAGAACAUCAUUCAUUCUGAAGGGCUUCCACCGCUUUGGCAGGGGGGCUUAUCCUGGUAUAGAGACAUAUUCUCCAAGAGGUUCUCACUCACCCUUUUCCAAGGGAGCAGGGGUUUUGCCAUCCAUUGACAGAACUGAGGAAGGGAGCCUCUUGGAAGUGUGCCGAAGUUACCAACUCUAAUUGAAUGUCCACUGUGUGAGAGCAAACUGUUGACUGGUUCCCCAGUGAUGGGAGAGCAGAAAGUAUAAGCUGAGCUGGAAAAAUGUGUCCUGAACACCCCCUGUUACAAAGUGCCUGGCCUGACUCAACUUCGCAUGUGAAUUCUAAUGGGCUUGGGUGGGAGGCAGGGAUGUGUGGCCAAUAGAUCCGUGGGGAAGUUGCUGUGUGGACCUCUGCGACAUCCAGGAUCUCACUGAAGGCGGAUCCGUUCUGGAACAGAGUCAUGCUGUCAGCUAUAUUGUUAAGGACACCUCUUGAUGUGUGAGUGUGCUCUGGGUGGAUUUUUACUGCACACUACAGAAAUUGUUUGGCUUUGUAAUGGACCAUGUAUAUACCAUAAAUUAUAUAUUUUAAACACAA
Molecule: messenger RNA, 2250 nt
Organism: Hippopotamus amphibius kiboko
Lineage: Eukaryota; Metazoa; Chordata; Mammalia; Artiodactyla; Hippopotamidae
Gene: VSTM4
Product: V-set and transmembrane domain containing 4
Exons: 8
Coding region: 56-1015 (319 amino acids)
Source: RefSeq, a predicted model, not a curated record